Messenger RNA from Candidozyma auris, 888 nucleotides. RefSeq lists its product as uncharacterized. The record is from RefSeq and is a predicted model, not a curated record. The transcript has a single exon. Lineage: Eukaryota; Fungi; Ascomycota; Pichiomycetes; Serinales; Metschnikowiaceae. Bases 1 to 888 code for a protein of 295 amino acids.
AUGAUAUCAAGUUUCUUCCAGCUCGGGAAAGAGGUUCUUAAAGAGUAUAUCAAAAAUCGCUUUGCAUCAGAGGUGACCGUGAAAGCGGAUACGCCAGAAUUCACUAAAUGGGAAGCAGGCCCCUACGUUUUCACCGUGACAGAGAUCUCUACACAAAACACUUUGGUCAACGUGGUAAGGGGCAGCCAGGCUGAGUCUAUAUCAAUUGAGUGGGACAAAUUGGAGUUUAAGUUGCCAAUCAAGGAGGUCAGCGAGGAUCAAAAGGAAGCACUCUACGCUUAUCUUGAUUCAAGACUAGAACCACCAAAGCUCAGCAGGGAAGAGGAACGAAAAGAUAAGGAGAAAUUUGCAAGUGUGCUUCCGGGAGGCUCCAAAAAUGCUGACAUUGAAACAUCACAACCUUCUAUAAUCAAAGAACAACGGAGACCAGCAGAUAUGCCUGAUUUCGAGGACGAGUACGAGGUGCUCGCACGAUCAAACCCGCGAGCUGACUUUCUGUCGAGUCAGUUCCCAUCAAUUGGUGAUCGUGACUUGAACCCUCCAGGCCUUCCUCGUGACCCCCUAAUGAAGCCUUACAUUGACCCACUAGCUGCUCCAGAGGGAGGCAUGCAUCCUACUAAAGACCAUCCUCUUUUUGGAAGGCAGCAACAGGGAAACACUUCACGGUUAGGAGUUCCUCCUGGUGCAAGGUUUGAUGAUCCAUAUGGUGAGGACAAUUUGGAAGAUAUGGGCAUGGGCCUUCCGGGUAAUCUACGUAAAGGGGGCCCAAGUGGGCCAGGUGGCCCUAGCGGUCCAGGCGGUCCAGGAUUCGGACCAGGUGGUUCAAGUGGUUUUGGAGGUUCAGGUUUUGGCGGUUCUGGUGGAUUUGGUGGGAAUUUUGGAUUUUAG